Ilyonectria robusta is the source of this 1158-nucleotide messenger RNA. RefSeq lists its product as uncharacterized. The record is from RefSeq and is a predicted model, not a curated record. The coding region runs from base 1 to 1158 and encodes 385 amino acids. NCBI's taxonomy places the organism in Eukaryota, Fungi, Ascomycota, Sordariomycetes, Hypocreales, Nectriaceae. The transcript has a single exon.
AUGCGUCGCUCCAAGAUACUGUUCUCUCUGGCAGCUCAUGCCCUAUGCAUAUCUAUCGUCAUUGCAGGCCCCGGACGAUCCCGUUCUCAGUUCAGACGAUUCUUUCCGACUGUGCAGCACUACUCUAGUCCGCGCUUUCAUGAACAGUGCCCUGAGCAGUUUGCAAAUUACUUCAACGAGAGCCUUCCUGAUCCAGCCGGGUCGCAUCAGUGGUCGACCGAGUUGAUGGGUUGUAUUCUGGACGCCUAUGGAGAGGUCAACAAGGCAAACAUGGCUGUGACGGCCAUCCUGUUGGCGCUGCUACCCGCGGGUCUCGUUCAGUUCGGACCCAGCAUGGCCGAGAUCAGUCUCCUCAGCACCCGAAGGCCGUUUCUCGCCACGUUCCUGGGCUUUGGAUUAAUGUCACCAAACCCAACCGAGUUCGAGUUCGAGGCCAUUCUGGAGAAAGCAAGCAACGGCGGCGCACCGCUCAUCCCGAUGAGGGCCCUAGACGGGGGAUCCUUCAUUGCCAAGGUUCUCGUGUCUGCUAUCGAGUAUGCCAUCGCGAUGGGAGCGACGGCAAACUACUUCUACCAACUCUACCGGCUAACAUAUUGGGCCAUAUCCCUGGCCCCGAUGUGUGUCUACCUCCCUGGCGUACCGGAAACGGCCACGCUAUUUGGGUGGGCCGUUCUCAACUUGCCACUUUACCUACUCAGUUUUGUGGUCUUUGCCUUGGCCUUUCGUCAUGCUGCACCUCAAUCAGGCUACAACCGAAGGGGAAACCGCGUGGCCGAGAUUAUCACUGCUGAGCUGACUCCCUGCGGUCAAGGCCGUGACUUGAGGCUUCGGCGUCGACAAAAUUGGCAAGUGUUGCAGCGCCUUCUCGGAACCGUCGUCCGACUGAUUGCCGGGCUUCACAUCAUCCUCGGCACUGUUCUUAUUGGCAGCAUUGUUCUUAUACCCUUGGCCGACUCUCUGCCGGUGAUCUACACCUUUGUAUUCGCGGCUAUUUUGACUCGAGCUGUAUUGAGCUAUGAACUGAAUGGCCUGGCGAUAAAGACAAGCCUAGAGUCAGAGAGUGCAGACAAGAUCGAAACCCAAGGCACACAACCCUAUGUGUAUGAGACACAUACUCUUGAACCAAAACGAUACGAAGGUCUAAGGCAGUCUGAUUGA